GCCCCACGCUGAUCGUCUGCAGCGUCAAGUCCUGUUUGGUCGAAGUUUUGCUUCUGCGCUCUCCACCUCCUGAAAUGGCGUCAAUUUGACGGUUUGGCCGUGUUCGAGACUCCAUAUUCCCGUCCUGGUGUAAUUGGAAUUUGGAACUGUGGAUAUGGUGGGAUGGGCUUUUUUUAUUAACUGAUUGAUAAACAUUGUCCAGGCGAUGGCUAUAUUAAGGUUAUCAGACGCUUUGUCGCAUUUUUUUCCUGUCUUUUUUCUUUUACCAUUUUGUUCCUCUUCACACUCUGAUUGACCUUAAUUCCUUCUUCUUUUUGGAAAUUUACGAUAAUUAGCACCAUGGCUCCUGUUUCGCUUCAGUCGACCCUUAAGAUGAACUCGGGAUAUGAGAUCCCGGUCAUUGGGUUCGGUGUUUACCAAACACCACCAGAUGUUACCGAAAAGGUGACUGUCAGAGCUAUUGAAAUCGGAUACCGCCAUGUCGACAGUGCCAAGUACUACGAGAACGAGAAAGAAUGUGCCGAUGCCAUUCGCAAGUCCGGACUCGAGCGCUCCAAGCUCUUCUACACAAGCAAGAUCCCCGUCUCUCACAUGGGAGGAUACGAGAACGCCAAGGAGGCCAUCGAAUCGAGUCUCGAGGCAGCCAACAUUGACUACAUUGACCUUAUGCUGAUUCACGCACCCUACGGCGGCAAGGAGGGUCGCUUGGGCGCCUGGCGCGCACUUGUCGAAUACCAAAAGGCCGGCAAAAUCCGUUCUAUCGGUGUCUCCAACUACGGUAUCCACCACCUCGAGGAAUUGGAAGCGUACAUCAAGAGCGGAGCGGGCGGCGAGAUCUCCGUUGGCCAGUACGAGAUCCACCCCUGGUGCCCCCGAGACGACCUUACCGAAUGGCUUCAAAAGCGCAACAUUGUUGUCGAAGCCUACUCCCCCUUGGUGCAGGCCACCCGUAUGAAGGAACCUGUAUUGCAGAACCUGGCCAAGAAGCACAACAAGACCCCUGCCCAAAUCUUGGUCCGAUGGAGUUUGCAAAAGGGAUACGUCCCCCUUCCCAAGUCUGUCACCGACUCCCGUAUCAUCGAGAACUCUCAGGUGUUCGAUUUCGAGCUGUCGCAGGAGGACAUGAACAGUUUGGUCACUGGUAUUGAUGCACCGGUCUGCUGGGACCCUGCCAGGGAUUCCAAGUUGUAAAGGUGAUGUCGCGUAGGAACCGCUUGUCUUGGUGGAUCGCGUCGAUCAGGAACGGCCUGCUCGUGUAUAAGCUCAGUGUAUGAUGUAUAACGAAUAGUCUCGUUUGUUUUUUAAAC
Molecule: messenger RNA, 1307 nt
Organism: Aspergillus wentii DTO 134E9
Lineage: Eukaryota; Fungi; Ascomycota; Eurotiomycetes; Eurotiales; Aspergillaceae
Product: aldo/keto reductase family protein
Exons: 6
Coding region: 340-1191 (283 amino acids)
Molecular function (GO): oxidoreductase activity
Source: RefSeq, a predicted model, not a curated record